GUGUGUUCAACUGCUGCAACAUUUUGCUGCCGUUUCCUGAUUGAACAACUUGUUUGGCCACAACAUAGCAAAACGUUCAGUGUAGAAAAAUGCCCAACCCAUUUCUGCUCAAGGAAACUUGCAAACAUUCUUGAACACCACCAUUGUCACCUGGUUGACCACACCCACAUCCAUCCCACCUGGUCCUACCUUCUUUCCCACUGAUAACAGGAACGAUUCUGAUUGGCCAAUCCCAAACCCCAUCCACCCUGGGCCCCUCCCUAGUGUUCUGAGGAAGUCAUGAGGAAGUCAGCUGUCACUCUGCUGCUGCUUCUCACAGUUAGCACUAGUGUUACGGAGAGCUACAAAAUGGCAUCAGUGUCUUCUCAGGAGGAGUCCUUCUCUUGUCCAGUUUGUCUGGAGCUGUUAAAGGAUCCGGUGACAAUUCUCUGUGGACAUAAUUUCUGUAUGAGCUGUCCCCUCUGCAAGCACACCUUCGACUCCAGGCCUGUCCUCCACAAAAACCGUCUGAUGGCUGAAAUGGUGGAGAUGUUCAGGAAGACCAACAUCCAAGCUGCUGCUCCUGAUCACUGUUAUGCUGGACCUGGAGAUGUGGUGUGCAACAUUUGCACUGGAAGAAAACUCAAAGCUGUCAAGUCCUGUCUGGAGUGUCUGAAGUCGUACUGUGACACUCACCUAAAUGCUCACAAUGAACUUAUAGGAAGAAAUCACAACAUGAUUGAGGCCACAGCCCAGCUACAGGAGAGGAUUUGUCCCCGUCAUCAGAAGGUUUUUGAAAUAUUCUGUCGUACGGACCAGAGUUGCAUCUGUCUUAUGUGUCCGAUGGACGAUCAUAAAGGCCACGACACAACCACGGCUGCGGCAGAGUGGAGUCAUGAAAAGGAGGGGUUGGGGCAGAGCCAGAGGAGAUGCCAGCAGAUAAUCCAGUUGAAGGAGAAGGAGCUGCAGGAGCUGAGGAAGGCUGUGGAGACUCUCAAGUCUGGUGCACAGACAGCAGUGAAGGAGAGUGAGAGGAUGUUUACUGAGAUGAUCCGCUCCAUUAAGAGAAGGCGCUCUGAGGUGACAGAGCUGAUCAGAGCUCAGGAGAAGGCUGAGGUGAGUCGUGCUGAAGGACUCCUGAAGCGACUGGAGCAGGAGAUUGCUGAGCUGAAGAAGACAGAUGCUGAGAUGAAGCAGCUUUCACUGACACAGGAUCCCAUCCAUUUCCUCAAGAAUAUUGUGUCCAUCAAUGGGAGGCCUUACAGCACAAUUUCAACCAACGUGACCUUCACUGUGAGGAACAUUCAGAUCAUCGAGAGCAUACAGCAUACUGAUCCUGAACUCCCAUUCAGAAGAGCAGACAGUGAGGAGCAUCUGCCACCACACAUGUCUGAUGGCCAGGCUCUUAUUGGUGAACCAGUGACCAGAGAGGACUUCUUAAAGUAUUCCUGUCACUUCACUCUGGAUCCAAACACAGCACACACAGUCCUCCAUCUGUCUGAGGGGAACAGGAGGGUGGAGUGUAGACCUGGGGCCCCUCGGUCAUAUCCUCGUCAUCCAGACAGAUUUGAUGGGUGGCAUCAGGUGCUGUGUAGAGAGGGUGUGUCUGCACGCUGCUACUGGGAGGUUGAGUGGAGUGGUGAGGGGGUUGGUAUAGCAGUGUCAUAUAAAAGCAUCAGCAGGAAAGGACUGGGCAAUGAGUGUAGGUUUGGAGGUAAUGAUCAGUCCUGGAUGCUGCACCUGGACAGCUCCGGCUCCUCUUUCCAUCACAAUGAUAAAGAGACUAAACUCCCUCUAGUGGCCAGCUCCAGAAUAGGAGUGUAUGUGGAUCACAGGGCAGGAACUCUGGCCUUCUACAGCAUCUCUGGAGACACAAUGACCCUCCUGCACAGAGUCAACACCACAUUCACACACACACUCUACCCUGGGAUUUGGUUUUGUUAUCGUGAAUCAUCAGUGAAGUUGGUGUGA
Engraulis encrasicolus (European anchovy) is the source of this 1950-nucleotide messenger RNA. RefSeq names its product tripartite motif-containing protein 16-like. The record is from RefSeq and is a predicted model, not a curated record. The transcript is spliced from 9 exons. Lineage: Eukaryota; Metazoa; Chordata; Actinopteri; Clupeiformes; Engraulidae. Gene Ontology annotation, molecular function: protein binding; zinc ion binding. The coding region runs from base 280 to 1950 and encodes 556 amino acids.